This is a messenger RNA of Theobroma cacao (cacao), 1056 nucleotides long. NCBI's taxonomy places the organism in Eukaryota, Viridiplantae, Streptophyta, Magnoliopsida, Malvales, Malvaceae. The record is from RefSeq and is a predicted model, not a curated record.
UUCAACUUGGCGCAGGCUCCAUUCAAGCGGCCUCCUCACUCCAACGUCGUAUUCCACCAAACUGUUAACCGUCAGAUCAGUCAGUCAGGCAUUCUUACCUUUCGUGUAUAUUCUUUUAUUUUCUUUACAAGGUUGCUUGACAUUGUAUCUUCUUAGAAUGGUUGGAACAUAUUAGAAUUGGAACUGAAAUUAUAAUUUUUUUGGGUGGGUAGUCGGUGGACGGUUUAGUAGGGGACGUGGACGAGGAAGGGGAUAUGGAGGAGGUGGCUUUUCUGGGUAUUUUAAGCCUGAGCCAGUUGUGCUUUUCCCUCUAAGUAUCCUCAACUUGUUGUUUUCUGGGCAUGGGCUUAGAGCUCUCUGUAAACUAUACAUAAUGAAUGAAGAUGAACUUUGGGCGAUUCGCAGGAUGUUGAAUUACCUGAUGUAAAAGGUGUGCCAGAAGAGAAGACCUUAGUCAUUUGGAAUUCAAGGUUGCAAAACUAUUGGAAAGCCUCUCCUACUAUCUUGAAGAAAAUGCUUCCAAGAAAAGCCAGAGCAUGGACAUAGAAAGAUAUUCUAACUGGUGGAAGCUGAAGAGCACCUCAAAACACGAUAGUCUUAACCAGAUUCUAGAACUCCAAUCUCAUAAUUUUCCUAAAGAACUGAUUGGAGGUUCACAAUUGAAACAACUUAUGCAAAUAUUGACUUGGUAUUCAAGACAAUAUGUGCAAUACUUUAGCUUUUACCUUUCGCUUUCUUUGCUGGUUCAGUCUAAUUGAAUAGUGAAUCUCAGAUUUAAGGAGAGGUCAGCGAAGCUCCAAAAAGAUGCAAUGGAAUCAAGACUCAGGCUUGGAGAAAUUAGAUAUGUUCGAGAAAUUUGAAAAGGGUUUUGAGGAUCAAGACAAAGAAGGAAAGGAAAAGAAAGGUGAUGGAGAAGAAGACAAUAGAGAGGAAGAACCAGGAGAACUGUCUGAUGAAUCAUACAGUGAUGAUGGAGAUUAUAAUGAGAAUGAACAUUUUGAUGAUGAUGAAGAUGAUUAUAACCAAGAAGAUGGCAAUGAUGAUGAACCUAUAUAG